GACGUGGACAUAGACGUGGACGUGGAUGUGGACGUGGACGUGGUCGUGGACGUGGACGUGGACGACGUGGACGUGGACGUGGAGGACGUGGACGUGGAUGUGGACGUAGACGUGGACUUGGACGUGGACCUGGACGUAAACGCGGACGUGGACCUGGAUCUGGACCUGGACCUGGAUGUGGACGUGGACGUGGACGUGGAUGAUGUGUGCGUGGACGUGGACGUGGACGUAGAGGUGGAUGACUGGACGUGUGGACGUGGACGUGGACGUGGACCUGGACGUGACAUGGACUUGGACGUGGACGUGGACGUGGACGUGGUCGUGGACGUGGACGUGGACGUGGUCGUGGACGUGGACGUGGUCGUGGACGUGGACGUGGAGGACGUGGACGUGGACAUGGAUGUGGACCUGGACGUGGACGUGGACGUGGAUGUGGACGUGGACGUGGUUGUGGACGUGGAAGUGGACGUGGACGUGGACGUGGUCGUGGACGUGGACGUGGACGUGGACGUAAACCUAGACGUGGACGUGGAGGAGGACGUGGACCUGGACGUGGACUUGGACGUGGACAUGGACAAGGACGUGGUCGUGGACGUGGACGUGGAUGUGGACGUGGUCAUGGACGUGGACUGGUCGUGGACGUGGACGUGGACGUGGACCUCGACAUGGACGUGGACGUGGACGUGGACUUGGACGUGGACGUGGACGUGGACGUGGACGUGGACGUGGUCGUGGACGUGGACGUGGACAUGGACGUGGACGUGGACUUGGACGUGGACGUGGACGUGGUUUGGACGUGGACCUGGACCUCGACGUGGACGUGCACGUGCACGUGGACGUGGACGUGGACGUGGACGUGGACGUGGCAAGGACGUGGACCUGGACGUGGUCGAAGACGUGGACGUGGACGUGGACAUGGAGGACGUGGACGUGGAUGUGGACGUGGUCGUGGACGUGGACGUGGACGUGGAGGUGGACGUGAACGUGGACUUGGAUGUGGACGUGGACCUGAACGUGGACCUGGACGUGAACGUGGACGUGGACAUGGACGUGGACUUGGACGUGGACGUGGAUAUGGACGUGGACGUGUUCGUGGAUGUGGACGUGGACGUGGACGUGGUCGUGGACGUGGACGUAGACGUGUACGUGGACGUGGUCGUGGACGUGGACGUGGACGUGGACCUGGACGUGGACGUGGACGUGGACGUGGUUGUGGACGUGGACGUGGAUUUGGACGUGGACGUGGACUUGGACGUGGACGUGGACGUGGACGUGGUCCUGGACGUGGACGUGGACGUGGACGUGGACUUGGACGUGGAUGUGGACGUGGACGUUGACGUGGACGUGGAGGACAUGGACGUGGACGUGGACGACGUAAACGUGGACGUGGACGUGGACCUGGACGUGGACUUGGACGUGGACUUGGACGUGGACGUGGACGUGGUCGUGCACGUGGACGUAGAGGUGGACAUGGACUUGGACUUGGACGUGGACGUGGAUGUGGACGUGGACGUGGACCUGGACCUGGACGUGUACCUGGACUUGGACGUGGACUUGGACGUGGACGUGGACGUGGUCGUGGACGUGGACGUGGACCUGGACGUGGACGUGGACUGA
Closterium sp. NIES-65 is the source of this 1617-nucleotide messenger RNA. NCBI's taxonomy places the organism in Eukaryota, Viridiplantae, Streptophyta, Zygnematophyceae, Desmidiales, Closteriaceae. The record is from the annotation of a GenBank genome assembly.